CAUUCAUCACUCCCUAAAAGCCGGCUCAGGCUGCAUAUUGCCCUCAGAAGCCUCACAAAUCCAGCCCUGAUUGUGUUGAACAAAUCCUGCGCCCUCUGACUCUUACUCUUAUUCUUUAUCUAUAUUCCGUCUCUGCCGCCUUUGUCCACAUCUUCCGUGCCUGCCUCUGUUUGCGCAACUUUGUUCACUCUCCGCCGCUCUCAGUCUCAGGCAGUAUCGCGUCUAAGCCACAGUCUGGUUUACGAGGCAUCUCUUUCAAUAUGUCGGACCAUGAGUUUGGAGGAAGCAACGAUGACUUGUCACUGCCCAAAGCCACCGUUCAGAAGAUUGUAAGCGAAAUAUUGCCGCCGCAGACGGGUGUCUCUUUCGCAAAAGAGGCCCGUGACCUGCUCAUAGAAUGCUGCGUCGAAUUCAUCACCCUCAUUUCUUCAGAAGCCAAUGAAAUCUCGGAGAAGGAGGCCAAGAAGACGAUUGCGUGUGAUCACAUUACAAAGGCACUAGAACGCCUUGGCUUUUCGGAUUACGUGCCUGCUGUUCUAGAAGCCGCAGCAGAACACAAGGAAGUUCAAAAGGGGCGAGAGAAGAAGGCAGACAAAUUUGCCAAUAGUGGUAUGUCUAUGGAAGAGCUCGCUCGGUUGCAGGAAGAGCAGUUUGCCGCGGCCAGGCAACGUCACAUAUGAUGGGAUUUUGUUAUGGUGAUGUGAUAUCCGGAGAGAGGGCGUCAAGGUGGGCAUCGCUAGGCGUUUUAUUUUAUAAACGGUGAUGAGGGUUGGUAGACAGGUCAGAUUCUGAUUUGGGCCUUUUGUUUCCGGGAGUUGGUUUCGUCAAUAUUUCUUUAAUCUAUUCGUCCUCGGAGGCAUACUCGUGAAUCUAUUAAAUACAUGUACUUUCAAG
Molecule: messenger RNA, 894 nt
Organism: Trichoderma harzianum CBS 226.95
Lineage: Eukaryota; Fungi; Ascomycota; Sordariomycetes; Hypocreales; Hypocreaceae
Exons: 4
Coding region: 261-680 (139 amino acids)
Biological process (GO): negative regulation of transcription by RNA polymerase II; RNA polymerase II preinitiation complex assembly; chromatin remodeling
Cellular component (GO): negative cofactor 2 complex
Molecular function (GO): protein heterodimerization activity; TBP-class protein binding; general transcription initiation factor activity
Source: RefSeq, a predicted model, not a curated record